AUGAUUGUUGAACUCACGGGAACUUCGCCUUUAUCUGUGCGCUUGCCCUCGCAGAGAGAUAACAAAGAGCGCAGAUUCUUUUAUGCUGACUUUUCCGAUGAGGCCACUGCCUUAUUCGUGAGAGAUAAACUUUCAGGACACGUCUUGCAUGGACAUGAGCUACAAGCAGAAAUUUCGAAUCCCACUUUGAAGAAGGUUAAAGAUCUUGCGCCGGCUUCACGCCAGAUCCAUCUUCAUAAUUUGAACUUUAAGCAAACGACAGAACUGACUUUGCGCCAUUUUUUCCUGGAUUGGGGCCAGGUAGCCAGCGUUCAUCUACCUUUGAGUGAUGUAAGUAAGACAAAAGGCUUUCUCAAUAAUGGCUUUGCAUUCAUCACAUUUGCAACCGAAUCCGACGCAUCUAAAGCUUUGGCAAAAGGCAAAGCUAAGAUUGACGAUAGAAUUAUUGACAUUUCUGCAGUCAAAACUAAAAAAUCUGUGGAUAAAAAAGUUCCAGACUUCGAUGAUCAGAAAACCGUUACAAUUAAAAAUGUCGCAGAGACGGUCACGGAGGCCCAGUUGCGGAAGUUGGUCGAGGAACAAGUUGGGCCCGUGAGUCAGAUCUCGCUUAAACCAAGCAAGAAAAUGGCAUUAAUUGAAUUUCAGGUGACUCAAGAUGCCGGGAAAGCCGGUUUCACCCUUGAGAGAUUUGCAUAUGAAGGCCUAUUACUUCAUGUGGGGCUGAAAAAAGAUUUCUUCCAAGAAGUGACAGCGAAAGUUCCCACAAUGAUGUCUCCAAUGCUCAUGAGAAAAAGGAGAAGAUGA
Messenger RNA from Metschnikowia bicuspidata var. bicuspidata NRRL YB-4993, 804 nucleotides. RefSeq lists its product as uncharacterized. Bases 1 to 804 code for a protein of 267 amino acids. The record is from RefSeq and is a predicted model, not a curated record. The transcript has a single exon. Gene Ontology annotation, molecular function: RNA binding. NCBI's taxonomy places the organism in Eukaryota, Fungi, Ascomycota, Pichiomycetes, Serinales, Metschnikowiaceae.